Messenger RNA from Syngnathoides biaculeatus (alligator pipefish), 1559 nucleotides. RefSeq lists its product as uncharacterized. The record is from RefSeq and is a predicted model, not a curated record. The transcript has 4 exons. The coding region runs from base 282 to 1439 and encodes 385 amino acids. NCBI's taxonomy places the organism in Eukaryota, Metazoa, Chordata, Actinopteri, Syngnathiformes, Syngnathidae.
AUAAGGCCAAGUUCCUCAUUUUGAUUUUUGUUGUACAUCCUCUCGCACCCGCCGUUGUUGUCGUCUUCAUCAGUGUGUGUGUAGAUGGCAACGGCGUGCUGGCAUCCGGCGGUGGCGCUGUUGGUCAUCGUGGUGACGGUCAGGACAGCAGCCAUCGAUCAGAAUAGAUUGGCCAAUGUGGUGGACGCAAUUCUUAAGAUGUUUGCGGGUGGAAGGUGGGUCGAAGAAGACACCUCGCCUGCCAUUGGUUCAUUUGUCUGCUUGCACGGUUACACUGCGAGAUGCCCAUGUUCAGUCUGGCCGUGAGCAUCCCCAAAACCGCCGGACCGGACGCGUACGACCUCACUCAAGUGCCCGACACGGGCGAGAACGUGAAGAACGCCAUCCUGCAGUGCGAGGUCUAUGCGGGCGACAACGUGGUGGCCGCCACCCUUCUGAGGUGGCCCGAUGUGCUGCAAAGAUGUCCUGAGGCGCGCGUACCCUGGCGGGCUGUUCUACGAGCAUGUAAGCGGAAGUCUAUGACGUGGAAGGAAGUGGCCAGUCGUUGCCCCGACGCCGUGAAAAAAGGCACAGCCGAUCACGCAGAGUACCGGGUUCUUAAGAGGUUUGACAGCUGGGCCGAGAGCAAGGACAAGACCGGUCUGUUGGUGCUCUACGUGUACGCGUCGCCAUGUACCAACAAAUGCACCAAUGAAGAAAAUCCACGGAACAUCCUCACGUUGGUGGAGCGCAUCCGAGAGUGGUCGGAGCACGCUGUGGUCUUCUCCAAAGUUUUCAAGCCCAGUAAUCCAAGCAUCAGCUACUCUGUACCCGUCGGCGACAUGAAGGUUGCUCUCGUCAAUCUGGGAAAGCAUCUGGGCGACGGCGGCCUCCAAAGCAUCUUCCGGUGCGACCGGGUGAGCGAGCCCAUGGAGUGUGUCAGCUGCUCCAGUGGGGGGGCAGUCACACCUCGGUGUUAUUCGGACAAGCAGAACCUGCCGGCCAACCGGCGAGGUGGAGGUGACGUGUGCUCGCCGGGCGGAGGUGGACGACGAGAUCAAAACCGAAGGCUGGCGUCCGGUGGGGGCCGCACAAAAAGAGGCCUCGAGAAGCGUCGAGGUCGGCGUGUUUUCUGUGACGUCGCCCCACCGCCACCACCCAGAACAGAAAACGUGCCCGGUGAAAAUGGAGGCCGCCAUGAUGAAGUGUCCAGAAGUCAGAAGUCGAAAGCUUCCGAGGCCAAAGGCCAGCGCGGUUGGCGGACACGUGCGAAGGGCGAGAGCGGGCAGGGAGGUGGGCGAGGUCAGCGGGAUGGGACACAUCAUGGGUGGGGUGCGGCGCCUCGCGGGCGGAGUGGUCCACCUCGUAGUCAGGGUGGGGAAACCCGUGGGCCGUCAUCGGAGGAUUUGAUGCCCCCCCGUGGGCGGGGCCGCUCAAGUGGUUGGCGUGGUCAAAAUUAAUGUCGAUGAAUGUGAGGAAGCUGAUUUGUGCUGAACCUCGUGAGCUUCCGCUUGCUAAGUGCUAAGCUAACGUGAUUGUGCUAAAAAGUGCUAUCGUACCAAACAACAUUAAAGCUUUCA